AUGUCGAAAAUCUCUGAAAACGGUACAACAAAGCGAAAACCACGAUUAGAUCUUGAUGGUCAUUCAUACAUCCAAGACCGACCUUACGUUCGUGUUUUUUCUCAACAAGUAGCCGAGCGGGCUUUAAACACACAGGAAACGCCUGAAGCGAUUAUCACUAAUUGCUACAAAAGUAUGUCAGACUCGUCGAUCGCUCGUCUUCCAGUGCGCGAAAAUAUUAAACGUCGAAUUCGAAUUCUUCGUCAAAAUAACCAAUUAGUGAAAGAACCGAAUGAUCCUAAAUUUUUAUCGGUUCCGAAUGAACUAACUUUAACUCAUCGAAAAGAAAGAUUUCUUUGUUCUGACACAGGCCCAGGUCAUGAUCGAAUAUUAAUCUUCGCAAGUCCUGAACAAUUACAAAUUUUACAAUCGUCUGAAGAAUUCUUAGUUGACGGCACAUUCAAAGUUGUUCCUGAAAUCUUCUAUGAACUGUUUAUUAUCCAUGCUGUUUAUCGUAAUUAUGCUGUUCCUGUGAUUUAUGCUUUAUUAAGACGAAAAAAUACUGAUACUUACCAACGUUUAAUUGACGAAAUCCUUAAGAUUGCUCCAAAUUGGUCGUCUCGCUUGAUAAUGAUGGACUUUGAACAAGCAUCUAUUAAUCCCUUUCAAACCAAAUUUCCAAUUAUACAUCUGUCAGGAUGUUAUUUUCAUCUUCGUCAAACAUUGGCGUUUUUGGAAUCCACCUCUGUCGUUGAUGGAUUUGAAUUAUUAUGUGAAGAACUAGGCGAGGGAUAUGAUGAUAUUUUAGAUUACUUUGAAUCAACCUAUAUAGGAGAGUUAAGAUCAAAUCGAAUUCGUCAAAAACCAUUAUUUGACAUUUCUUUCUGGAGCAUGCAUAAUCGAACAACCCACUCUUCUAUGAGAACAAACAAUUGUGCGGACGCAUAUCAUCGAAGAAUUAAUUCAACUUUCCAAUGUGCUCAUCCGACGCUGUGGCUCUUUGUACAAAAAUUAUUCGAUGAAGAAAACGUUGUUCACGCUGAUCUGGUUCACAUCAUCGCUGGUGAACCACCGAAGAAAAAGAAAAUCACUGAACGUUUGGAAAGACGUCUGUUAAAUCUUCUGACUACCAAUCACUCUCCUAUAGCUGUACAACUCAACUCGAUUGCCUAUAGUAUUUCUCUAAAAAAAAUAAAUUUCAGUUUCUGA
Adineta ricciae is the source of this 1188-nucleotide messenger RNA. The record is from the annotation of a GenBank genome assembly. Lineage: Eukaryota; Metazoa; Rotifera; Eurotatoria; Adinetida; Adinetidae.